GGAGCGCUCUCUUUCACAUGCUAAUAGAUCUGUAUAAAUAGAGGGACUCCGGAGCGCGGAGGCCUCAAAGAUACUCCAGUUUUCAAAACAGAAAGAUCGCACGCCCGAAGGACAUGGCUGCCACCACGAUGGCACACAACGUGGAAAAGCUUUCCAGUGCUAAAGCAGAGAGGAAGCUGAGAAAGCCUUUGAUUGAGAGAAAAAGACGCGAAAGAAUCAACAAUUGCUUGGAUCAACUGAAAGAAACUGUUGUUGGCGCCUUUCGGCUGGAUCAAUCAAAGCUGGAAAAGGCCGACAUUCUUGAAAUGACAGUAAAACACCUUCAAAACAUACAAAGUAAUAAAUUCUCCGCCGAUUCUUCAAUGGGACUGGAAGCUCAGCAGAAGUACAGCACUGGAUACAUUCAGUGCAUGCACGAAGUUCACAACCUGCUGCUAACUUGCGAGUGGAUGGACAAGACACUGGGGUCUCGCCUGCUUAAUCACCUGCUUAAGUCGUUGCCGCGUUCCACCGCGGAGGUCCAGUCAGCUCCAAGACCGCUUAGCCCAUCGUCUCCCUCGCCCGCACCGCUGAGCGAGGGCCACCGCGCUGCGCCGGUCCCGGGACACACGCAGAAAGAGAGCCGGGAGCUCUCCGCCUGCUCCCAGCAGAGAGCGCGCAGCCCGCAGGAGAACCGUCGCUUGCGCAAUCACUACAUGGCUUCACUAGACAUGUGGAGGCCGUGGUAAAACACUGGAAUCUCGAACGCUUGUUGAUCUACACGUAGACAUUUGUUAUAUGUAUCUUAUAGAUAUGCUUCUCAAAAUCACGUGUGGGGCUGUACUGUUCCAGUAGGUGUACUAAAGACCUGGUUACUUCCAGCUGAAGUAAACUCUCACGUAGCCUGCAUUGUAGAAGGCUGUUAUUUUAUUUAUUCUAUUAACUUUUAAAUUAUUAAUUAACGAUAACACCUGGCAUUUAGAUUUGUGUACAAUUAAUAUAGUGUGAAUGUUUCCUCUUCCUUCAUACUUGUAAUUUAAACCUUAACACGAUAUUAAUAAACUCAUUUCUUUUCAAUGAA
This is a messenger RNA of Lepisosteus oculatus (spotted gar), 1060 nucleotides long. It is a transcript of the gene her8.2, whose product is annotated as hairy-related 8.2. Gene Ontology annotation, molecular function: DNA-binding transcription factor activity, RNA polymerase II-specific; protein dimerization activity; RNA polymerase II cis-regulatory region sequence-specific DNA binding. The record is from RefSeq and is a predicted model, not a curated record. Gene Ontology annotation, biological process: regulation of transcription by RNA polymerase II; regulation of neurogenesis; anterior/posterior pattern specification. Gene Ontology annotation, cellular component: nucleus. Lineage: Eukaryota; Metazoa; Chordata; Actinopteri; Semionotiformes; Lepisosteidae.